Neoarius graeffei (lesser salmon catfish) is the source of this 1878-nucleotide messenger RNA. It is a transcript of the gene sharpin, whose product is annotated as SHANK-associated RH domain interacting protein. Gene Ontology annotation, molecular function: ubiquitin-protein transferase activity; ubiquitin binding. Gene Ontology annotation, cellular component: LUBAC complex. The coding region runs from base 189 to 1457 and encodes 422 amino acids. Lineage: Eukaryota; Metazoa; Chordata; Actinopteri; Siluriformes; Ariidae. Gene Ontology annotation, biological process: proteasome-mediated ubiquitin-dependent protein catabolic process; positive regulation of canonical NF-kappaB signal transduction; protein linear polyubiquitination. The record is from RefSeq and is a predicted model, not a curated record. The transcript is spliced from 8 exons.
CCGCCAGAGUUUCCAGAGGAAUGAAUUUCAGACGGACCCACUUCCUGUUUUGAUUUAUUUCCCUCCUGUGUCAGAAGGGGAGAUGAUGACGCUCCUGUGUGUGUUUCUGUCUGUGUAAUUUAAGCUUUAUUAUUUUUUUCUUUUCUUUCUUUUCCCGGGUGUUCAGUGUAAAGCAGUCGGAGGUUGUCAUGGCUCUGAGUUCGGGGGUUUGGGCUCCGGUUUUUCCGUCUCCGGCGCUCCAGCCGGGCUCGGGCUGCGGAACGGUGUUAAUGUCGGUGCGGGUGUCGGUGUCGCGGGCGACGCUGCGAACUCUGCGGUCGCUCCGAGCUCCUGGUGCCGGUGAAGAUGACGCGGCUCUCCGCCUGCAGCUCAGCAUGGACCCGAACCGGCCCGGAGACUUCCGCCUCACCCUCAGAGACUCCGGCAGCAACGGCAGGAUCAUGUCUCUGGCAGAGUUUGAGCUGCGCGCCGUGAGGUACGAGAUCAAAUCGCCACGCUGCCACGAACUGUGCGUCAUCAAGCCGCCACACGACACGCUGACCUUCACCUUCCGCAGCGAGCAGGAAGCCCAGGAGUGGGCCACCGUCAUGAUAUCGUCGCUGAGGGAAGCCCACAGAGUCGCAGGCGUCGCCUCUCAGCCCACUGAUGACUCAGUACACUAUCUGAAACCUGUCGAGCAGAGCGCCGCCUUGUCCUUAUCAGCUAAAGAGGAGCUGUGUGCUGAACUGGCCAGAGCCAUCGAAGCCGGAGACACUCAGGCAGCAGUGCAGCACGCUACAUCACUGGCGCACCAGCAGAUGGCGCUCACCAUCCAGCCGACUCGAAAGGACUGUGAAGACGGCGAGAUCAGCUUGGCAGUCGUGGUCGAAGAUGCCACAUCGUCCUGUUGCGUCACGGUUAAAAUCGUCCCCCACAUGACCGUGGCAUCGCUCAAGCAGCAGAUGUUUGCCGAAUACGGUUUCCACCCGCGAGUGCAGCGCUGGGUCAUAGGUCAGUGUUUGUGCUCUGAGCAGCGCUCGCUGGUGUCGUACGGCGUGUGUCGAGACGGAGACACAGCAUUUCUUUAUCUCCUCUCAGCGCGCCACGCCCGCCUCAGUCAGCAGCAGUGCCAGCAGGACCAGGAGAGCGCCCUCCUCGCACCCGCACCCAAAACGCCACCGACCCCAGCGCCAGCCAGUCACGACUGGAGAGGAUACAGCACGCUGCCACCCCGACUCCAUCACUCCAGCACAGGAAGCAGUGGGGGCGGAGCCGGGAAGCACAGCAUCAGUGACAUCAGGAACCUGGAGAGGCUGGCUGGACACGGGGUGAGACCCACAAACACGCAGCUGGGUUGGUCGUGCCCUUCAUGUACAUUCAUAAACAAGUCGACGAGGCCCGGCUGUGAAAUCUGCAGUACAGAACGACCCACUCGACCGGAGCUCAGCGCGUCCGAGGAGGCGGCUCUUCUCCUAUAAGAGCUCUCCGAACCACACUGUGAACUUUUGCAGCCACAAGGCAGCCAGUAUAGACAUGAAAAAGACUCCUCCAUGUACACGCAUUCAACUGGCGCAGGAUUCAAUGUCCUGAGUGAACCGAGGUGAGGAAAAAGCGUCCCUGAACUCAAGGAACUCCUAGGACUCUGUAGUGCAUGCCAUGUGCCGUGUUCUUUUAUCCAAGCCACUAAGACAUUUCACUCGCAUCCGAGCCAAGAGCCGGUGAUGACAAGCGAAUGAUGACGGCAAGGAUGAAACGUCACAGGAGAUGAUCAGACAUCAGCUCCAAAUAAACCGCAGUUUUACCUUUUCUUUAAAGUGCUCCUGAACUCAAACACGCCAUUUUUGUUUUCCCUUUCAGUAAGCAAUAAAACGUAUAAAGCACGAUGUUGUUUUCCAGUAA